Molecule: messenger RNA, 3207 nt
Organism: Anopheles marshallii
Lineage: Eukaryota; Metazoa; Arthropoda; Insecta; Diptera; Culicidae
Product: BRCA2-interacting transcriptional repressor EMSY
Exons: 5
Coding region: 1-3207 (1068 amino acids)
Biological process (GO): regulation of DNA-templated transcription
Cellular component (GO): nucleoplasm
Source: RefSeq, a predicted model, not a curated record
AUGUGGCCAAUGAAGCUGGAUAUGACUCGGGAAGAGUGUCGGGGCGUUCUGAGGCGUCUAGAGCUUGAAUCGUACGGCACGGUGAUAAGUACAUUUCGGGCCCAGGGGUGUUUGAACAAAGAAAAGCUACGAAUACUGGAAGAUUUGCGCCGAAUGCUACACAUUUCUAACGAUCGGCAUCGAGCGGAAGCGAGACGCGUUGCAAACGAUGAGCGGCUCACUACAGUUGCGGAAAUUAUUUCUGGUCCAAACAGUGGACAGGACUGGCGUCGUGAAGGACACCGUUCCUUUCCCAUUCUGCCCCGAACGGUACCUCACACUGCUUUGACGUAUAUAGCUAACACUGUGUUCGAACAAUUGACUCGUGCAAAUUCUAAGCUACCACAUCCAGCAGAUACGUUUUGCGAUCGACUAAAGAAAGCGGAAGAAAUGUUUAGAUUCGAGCUGGUUCGGAAAGAGUCUGCAUUGUUUGAGAAGGGUUUUGUACGUGAUGCUGCUGUUGUUACUUCGGAUCCGCUACAAGAUAUCAUGUCCAAGAGUUAUGUUAAGCAAGAUGAAAAACAUAAUGAUUCAACUAAGUCGGUAGAAAAGCCUACACUGGAAUGUGAAAAGGACGGUGCAUCAAUAACGAAUGGCGAGAAUACGACGACCACUUCCGAGCCUGUUUUCGAUCAAUCAUCAUUGUUUGAUAUACUGUUGAACACGAAUAUGCGCACGGACGACCAUUUGCAAUCGAAGUUAAACAAAUCUGGAGAACGUUUGCCACGAAAAAAGCCACAGGCAACGAAACGCACAUGGAAAUCGAAACCAUCCUUUCCACCUGCCAAACUGUUCAAACAUACGCUGGCGAAAAAUGGAAAACAAUCUUCCAAGGCCAAUAAUUUGCACAGUCCACAUCUGAUACAUUCGUAUGCGGCGCCAUUCGAUGAAGAGGAUACAUCUGAUAACGAUGAUUGCAGUACGGAACCGCCACAGUUACAGCAGCAUCUCACAUCUAACUUGUCACAACAAAAUCAACAAAACAAUCCGGGCACGGGACAAAUGGUUGGAGCUCCCGGUGGUGCUACACCUUCCCCUAUACAUAAUCUAGAGCAAGCAAUCUUGCCAACGUCCAAGAAGGACAUACAGUAUAAUUUGUUCAAGUUAAAGCCAAACAUCGGCAUAGGAUCCAAGGGGAAUGUGAAUAUUCCUACUAAGGGUAUAGGUGUCCAUCCGCUCGGCAAGCCAUUUCUGCAUCCGCUGCUAAACUAUCAAAGGAAAUCGCCCAGCAAGAACAUUCUUAUUCCCACGUCAAAUGCAGCAGCCACAUUGGCUAGUUUAGGUUUGCCAACACCGCUUCACCCACCAUUAACGGAUCAUUCAAACAAUUGGAUAAGUUCGAAAAUCCGUGACACCAACAUUAAAACUACGAAGCAUAUGAAAACAAACACAUCAACGCCUGUUAAUAGUGAAUCGGAGCGUACCAGUGUCCCGGCUGGUCAGAAACUUAAUGUACCGGGAUCAGAACUAACCAGCUAUCCUGGCCGUGUCACAAUGCCAACUGAAAUAGUUACAGAAAGUACGGAUCAACGGGUCGAUAACAAUCCUGUCACAAAAACGGCUCUAACUUCGAACCUUGCUAUACAAUCACCCGUCACGAACAAUGCUGGCUUACCGGGAGCACAACCAAACCUAGCCGGAUUUACUGCGGUAAAAAGUGGUACCAAACUGUCUGUGCACAAAAUGCAGCUAAUACCGGUUAAAGGUGUAACGCAAAACACACCGUUGACUCCGGCAGCACAGAAAAACAAUGUCUUUAUCCUGCCGAAAUCAUCGACUGUAGCUGGAGUACUGAAUCUGGGACAGAAGAUCACUAUCCCGAAAAGCAUCGUGGACUCAUCGACGAUCGUGCCACCAGUGUCAAGUCCUCCGAAGGUGAUUGUACAGUCUGUUCCCAAUCCGUACAGUGCAACGACGACAACGUUCGACAUGAACAUCUAUCGGCAAAAUACAGCAUCGUCUCCGAAGUUACAUACCAGCGAUGAGAAGUUAAGCGGUUCUGUUUCCGUAACAGCAACCACGGAGCACAAUGAAACGUCCGCCGAUGAGCGAGCGACACAGCAAGAUGUUCCAAGCACACAAAAGCGACCAGCUUCCGUUACCUUCCCUUGUGAUGGUGUACCUGGUCGUAAGAUCAAAAUUUCCACCAGUCAGCUCGUUCCUUUUAAGGGAACCUUGCAUACGACCCCUAUGCCAUCAACAAAUUCAGGCUGCAUAGCGAUUGGAGGUAAGAAGUUGAAAAUUGACUCGGAAGCUGCACUUUCAUUCGGACGUGCAGCUUUAAAUGAGACAGAUUGGGAAAACGAAUUAGAUCGUGCAAAUUCUACUCAAACUCCUAACGAUCAUGUUUUGUCGGAAAACGACCCAAAAGUAGUUCAGCACGCCUCAAGUUCCAACGAGCAAUCAAAUCCUUCGGCAAUAGCCAAUAUUACAUUGGUGCACAAAGAUGGUAAUACAUUUUCCAUCGAUGAGGAAAUUCGUAAGAAACACAAUAGUGGUAAUGCUUCACAUGGUUCACUGUCACCGUCCGAUAUGACAAAUGAUAGGACAGGGCAGAGUGAGUACGAUGUUGUUUCCACCGAACGAGAAGACGAUUCAUCCGUAACAGAUUCUGCCGAUGCAGAGGACGAUAUUGAAGACGAAGAGAGUCAGACAGAAGAAUGCGAAGGAAUCGAGGAAGAUGACUUCGGUGACGAUGUUAUGGACGUUGAAAUGGAAACGGAACCAAUCAUUAUUGAGGAGGAACCAGCGAACUACGAUCAUCUCAUAGAGGAAGUGCCCGAAGAUGAACAAUUUGUAGAGGAGGAGGUAGAGGACGGUCCGAUGGAGUUUAUCAGUGUUGGAUACGGCACUACAGGUGAAUUAGUUGCUGAACUCGAAAGCACCACCGCCGAGGAAAUCAUUGAAGAACAUUGUCCCGCCAACGGUAUAGUGCGGGAAGAAUUAUCCACGGAGAUUAAUUACAAUCAAAGCACCGGCGGAUACGGAUCGGUGGAAAAUGGUGAUUUGCAAACCAUUGCCGUAUCGGACGGAAUAGUGUGUGAUUUGUUGGAGAUGGGCUCAGAUGGUAAAUAUCACGCACUGCCCUACUCGUACAAACUCGCAGAAGGAAUCCCGUCUGUUUCGGAAGCGGUUAAACAAACACACUCAACGGUAAGAUUAAGUUAG